Messenger RNA from Mesocestoides corti, 963 nucleotides. The record is from the annotation of a GenBank genome assembly. Lineage: Eukaryota; Metazoa; Platyhelminthes; Cestoda; Cyclophyllidea; Mesocestoididae.
AUGGCCAAUCACCUCAGCCGUUUGCAAAUGUUUGUGUGUGGGAAUCUCAUCAUUUCAUCUUGCAGUACUUUUUUUGGGAUAACAAGAUUCAUAAGUAAUGUAACUGUCAUCGGCUGUGGUACGAUGGGUUCUGGAAUUGCUGCAGUUUCAGCCAACGCUGGCUACAGUGUUAACUUGGUGGGCAAAAAGGAUAGUUCUCUCUCGAAAUCCGAAGAAUUGAUAGUCAAAUCGAUCCAGCGUUUAGCUAAUGACAAUCUGGAUAACUGUGUUGCCUCUGCUAUGUCCAGGAUAGAGUUUACCACUGAUUUGAAGUCAGCCGUUUCUGAUUCUGAUAUUGUUAUUGAAUCAAUUACUGAAAAUAUGUCUUCGAAACGCAAGUUAUUCGAGUCCAUCGACCAGCUAGCACCACGUUCAUGUGUAUUCGCAUCCAAUACAUCUUCACUGUCCAUUGGCGAACUUGCCGGUGCGAUAUCUAGAAAAGAGUUGUUUGGGGGCCUUCAUUUUUUCAACCCAGUGCAAACGAUGAAAUUGGUGGAGGUCAUCAAAAGUGAGUACACGUCUAAAGGUACCGUAAAGAUUUUAACGUCAUUCGCCGAGUCCGUGGGGAAGGUGGUAGUACACUGCAAAGACACUCCUGGCUUCAUCGUCAAUCGUCUUCUCGUGCCAUAUCUCAUUGAAGCUAUCGAAAUGUGGGAGCGCGGUGAUGCAUCGAUUGCCGAUAUCGACACUGCGAUGCGUCUGGGCGCUGGUUAUCCCAUGGGGCCGUUCGAGCUGGCCGAUUAUGUCGGUCUAGACACCCUACUUUCUAUAAUUUCUGGAUGGGUCGAACGUUAUCCAAGCGAACAUGCGUUCCGCCUGAAUGCCACAGUAAAGCAGUUCGUUACUUCUCGUCGCUUCGGCAGAAAAUGUGGCCACGGAUUCUACAAGUAUGAUAAAAGAGGACGCAUUGUUCGUGAUGAGUAA